UUUCAAUGUUAGCUUUAGCGGGUUUGUUAGGAUGUGGAUUGCCUCAAUAGUAGAACAGAUAUCUUUAGGAGGAAAACAAUAUGCGUAUGGGUUAAAAUAAACAACUAGAAGCAAUUAUUGAAAUAUGAGGACGAACACAAUGAGUAAAAAAAAAGUAUGUUUACUAGAGUGUCCUUUAAAAAGGCUGAAAACAAUGAGCCCUAAAAUUUGUUUUAACAUUUGCUGAGAUAACUAGGUGUGUGUUUAAAUAUUAAAAUAUUCUGGAAUUGUCAAUAUUUUCAAGAUAAUGUUUGCAGCUGGAAUUGAAUCAAGAAUAGAACAGUUAAAAGAAUAAAGCAGUAGAACAUUUUGUAAAACUAACAACAACAAAAAUAAUACUAAUAAUUUUGCAUUAUUCUACAUUUUACAUAGUUCUUCAAUAGGUGAAUGAGCACAAACACAGUUAACUAUGCCAAAGAAAUGGCAAUGUACCUAAAGUGUGAACUAAAGAUGAUAUUACUGUAGAUGUAAAACAGAUAUUGCAAAGAAAAUUAGAGAUCUACACAAAGACACUUACAUGAGUUCUUUAGAAUAAAAUUUAAAGAAUAGAUAAUCACAUAGGGACCAGACACUUUGUUGUAUUUAAUAAGUACUGUAUCAUUAGCGCUCUCCAGUGUUAGAAACCAGGAGAAGGGAAACAAGCGAUCCUCCCAGGAGAGACACAGUCUAAUGCUGCCAUUUGAGGCUUUUCCUUGAGAACUGAAUGUUCUCAGAACCUGUGAGGAUCGAGAACACAGUGUGAAGACGAAGAUAUUUAAGAAGCAGUGACUUACUUCAGGAGCACAUUCAACGAAAAUGGUGCAAGUGUUGGAUUUUACCUUUCACUUUACCAAUAUACGCAGUGACCACAGACAAUGGGUUGGCUCAUCUGGAUGCGUAUGUCACCGCAGUGACCUUUGUGAAUGUAAUUAAUACAAACUCAAGAUCUGAGGAUGACUGGUCAGGCAGCAGAGAGGGAUCGCUCACCCCACAAUCUCUCAGUCAAGACAAGUCUGGAGGAUGAGAUUGGGAGAGCUGAAAGUAUUCUGAGCAGGGUCCCUUCUGUUUGUGAUGACACUUCGUCAGAACUGCAGAGAGUGGCUGCUCUUGACAAUCAUGGAACAGGUUCCCAAAAAUCUUUUCAGAGGAAUGGAGCCAUAUCAAGAUUGGUAAACCUGGUGGUGAGACUCAGAGAAUGGGCACACAGGAGUCUGGUAGAGGAGGAGAGACCAGACUCAUUCCUGGAGCGAUUUCGUGGCCCUGAACUGAGAGCUGCCUCCAGGCGCAGCAGCGUCACACAAGACGCUAAUGGCAACAUUACAAAAAGGAUUUUAAGGAAAAAUUGGGAAUUGUUCGUGGUUUCGCCAUCUGAUGACGCCUACUACCGGUGGUUGUUUGUCAUUGCCACCGCUGUGCUGUACAACUGGUUUCUUGUUGUUGCCAGGGCUUGCUAUGAUGACUUACAGAUACAAAAUUACAUCUGCUGGCUGGUGCUGGACUAUCUUUCAGACACUUUGUACAUUUUGGACACCUGUGUUCGACUGAGGACAGGUUUCCUGGAACAAGGUUUGCUUGUGAAAGACCAUGUCAAGCUCAGGGACAGCUACACUCAUACACUGCAGUUCAAGCUGGAUAUUUUGUCCAUUCUGCCUACUGACUUUGCGUACUUCGCCACCGGUAUCCACACGCCACAGCUUAGGUUUAAUCGUUUGCUACGCUUCCCACGAAUGUUUGAAUUCUUUGACCGCACAGAGACGCGCACUAACUACCCCAAUAUCUUUCGCAUCUGCAACCUUGUGCUUUACAUCCUGGUCAUCAUCCACUGGAAUGCUUGUAUCUACUAUGCGAUAUCCAAGUCUCUAGGCUUCGGCUCUGACGCAUGGGUGUUUCCUAACAGCUCCAGACCUGGCUUUGGGACCUUGGCUCAGGCUUAUGUCUACUGUCUGUAUUGGUCAACUCUUACACUGACUACAAUUGGGGAGAUGCCUGCGCCUGUGCGAGAUGAAGAGUACCUUUUUGUAGUUUUUGACUUUCUCGUUGGGGUCUUGAUUUUUGCCACAAUUGUUGGAAAUGUGGGCUCUAUGAUUGCCAACAUGAAUGCCACCCGUGCUGAAUUUCAAGCAAGAAUUGAUGCCAUUAAACACUACAUGCAUUUCCGAAAAGUCAGCAGACACCUGGAAACCCGGGUCAUUAAAUGGUUUGACUAUCUUUGGACCAACAAAAAAGCAGUUGAUGAGCAAGAAGUGCUAAAGAACUUGCCGAAUAAACUGCGGGCUGAAAUUGCUAUCAAUGUACAUCUAGAAACCUUGAAAAAAGUACGCAUCUUUCAAGACUGUGAGGCAGGACUGCUGGUGGAGCUAGUGCUCAAACUUCGACCACAGGUUUUCAGUCCCGGAGACUACAUCUGCAGAAAGGGGGAUAUAGGUAAAGAAAUGUAUAUCAUUAAAGAGGGCAAGUUGGCUGUGGUGGCUGAUGAUGGGGUGACACAGUAUGCUCUCCUGACAGCCGGCAGCUGCUUUGGGGAAAUCAGCAUUUUGAACAUAAAAGGUAGUAAAAUGGGAAAUCGCCGAACAGCCAACAUUCGCAGCUUGGGCUAUUCCGAUCUCUUCUGCCUGUCUAAGGAUGACUUGAUGGAGGCAGUGACUGAAUACCCAGAUGCUAAGACUGUACUUGAAGAGAGGGGCCGUGAAAUUCUGAUAAAGGAGGGUCUGUUAGAUGAGAGUAUAGAGGGCGGUGGGAUGCAGAAGGAGGACACGGAGGAAAAAGUGGAGAGGCUGGAGUCUUCUCUCGACACCCUUCAGACUCGGUUUGCCCGUUUACUUAGUGAAUACGCACACACACAGCAACAGCUGAAGCAGCGGAUCAGUUUAUUAGAGGGACGGCUCAGCCCCCCUCAAGUAAACUGUGGAGCAGAUGCCAACCGUGACACAAUUUCUCAUCCAGGGGAAGUUCAUGAAACACAGCCUGUGACUUUGGUCCCCACAGAUGGGACGCAACAAAAGAACGCAGUGAAAAUAGAGGACAAAAGUUGUUCGACAUCAAAUCAUUGACUUAAUGUAAGUGAGGAACAACUGUGUACUUUUGAUUCACAUGUUAUGUCUAUGGAGCAGCUCUCUGUUACUGAAGCGAGAGUUUCUACAACUACACACUGUAGACAUUUCAAGGAAGGGACAGUGGACGCACACAACCAACUGUGACCUCUGUUUUUAACCCAUCACCACAGUGAGCAGUGGGCAGCGGGUGUGGGGACGGGGCCAUGCUCAGAGCACCUCUCGAACUCGAACCUGAAACCUUCCGGAGCCAAGUCCUGCUUUGUGAUAUCAAAAGGAUUGGAAUAAUCCUGCAUCUACUCAAACUCAAAAACCAAGCCCAGCUGCUCUGUUGAUGACCGCGCAGCUGCUCGUGCUCGGACGGCAACUGCUACAUGGCUUAUUGACGCACGCAGAUGUUCAUGUCACUUAGCGUUGUGGGGCUUGACUCCUCCGUGGAACACGUGUUGUCGUCAUGUAACACCAUUUAACAGCAGACCUUGGUUUUGUAAGCAUGAAAUCAACACGAGUCGUUAGUUACGAUAGUAGUUACUGAGCAGUGUGGUGUCCUUUUCUGCUACCCUGUGAUUUUAUAUUGUGUAUAUAUAUAUAUGUAUAUUUAAACAUAAAUAUACACACAUACAUAAAUAUAUACU
Molecule: messenger RNA, 3703 nt
Organism: Cynoglossus semilaevis (tongue sole)
Lineage: Eukaryota; Metazoa; Chordata; Actinopteri; Pleuronectiformes; Cynoglossidae
Gene: cnga2b
Product: cyclic nucleotide gated channel subunit alpha 2b
Exons: 7
Coding region: 972-3068 (698 amino acids)
Biological process (GO): monoatomic cation transmembrane transport
Cellular component (GO): intracellular cyclic nucleotide activated cation channel complex; plasma membrane
Molecular function (GO): protein-containing complex binding; intracellularly cGMP-activated cation channel activity; cGMP binding
Source: RefSeq, a predicted model, not a curated record